Messenger RNA from Salvia hispanica, 852 nucleotides. RefSeq names its product V-type proton ATPase 16 kDa proteolipid subunit. Gene Ontology annotation, biological process: proton transmembrane transport. Gene Ontology annotation, molecular function: proton-transporting ATPase activity, rotational mechanism. NCBI's taxonomy places the organism in Eukaryota, Viridiplantae, Streptophyta, Magnoliopsida, Lamiales, Lamiaceae. The record is from RefSeq and is a predicted model, not a curated record. Gene Ontology annotation, cellular component: proton-transporting V-type ATPase, V0 domain.
UUUUUAAAUUGAUCGACAAAUUAUAUUUGGCGAUAAAAUAGAACUCAUUAUUCACUCGCUCUGUCGCUUUCUUUCUUUGUGAUCCAAACACAAGCAGAAAUUGCUCGUGAUUUUUCACUCUGAAUUCGAUCUGAAACGAAGAUGUCGUCUACCUUCAGCGGCGAUGAAACUGCUCCCUUCUUUGGCUUUCUCGGCGCCGCUGCCGCGCUCGUCUUCUCCUGUAUGGGCGCGGCUUACGGAACAGCGAAGAGUGGAGUUGGCGUGGCGUCGAUGGGGGUGAUGCGGCCGGAGCUGGUGAUGAAAUCCAUUGUGCCGGUUGUUAUGGCUGGUGUUUUGGGUAUUUAUGGAUUGAUUAUUGCUGUGAUUAUCAGCACCGGUAUUAACCCUAAGGCUAAGUCGUACUACCUCUUCGACGGUUAUGCUCAUCUCUCUUCCGGAUUGGCUUGUGGCCUUGCUGGACUUGCUGCUGGGAUGGCUAUUGGCAUUGUGGGAGAUGCCGGUGUUAGGGCUAACGCGCAGCAGCCUAAGCUUUUUGUUGGAAUGAUCCUUAUUCUCAUUUUUGCUGAAGCUUUGGCGCUCUAUGGUCUUAUCGUUGGAAUCAUAUUAUCUUCACGAGCUGGCCAGUCCCGAGCUGACUAGGGCAGAAGCUAGCGAUUUAAGUUCAUUGUUUUGGUGAAAUUUAUGGUAUUUUGGCAAAGUUUGAUCCUGAAUUACUACUAAUGACCUCCUGUAUUUUCAUCCACAAAGUUACUUGUGGGUGGUUGUUUUUAUAGUGUGGUGUUUAUUUGUAGUAGAGUAUUAGAUGAGGAUUUGGUUUUAUUGAAUAAGAGCCUGAAGGGGUUUUCCAUUAAA